AUGCAAUAGUCGAUGCUAGAUGGAGAGGAGGAAGAUUAACUUGUGUCCCUGUUUACAGACACAGACUAUUAAGAAAUCAAGUUUGAAUAUAAGGAGAUAAAGCAGACAAUAUUUGCAUUGAAGACAUCAUCAACUGACUAUGAUUUGACAGGCUAAAUAAUUUGGAAGGCUGCAGAUAUUUUAUCUAAAUACAUCAUUGAUACCUUAGGACCAGAAGUGUUCGCCCCUAUAAAGCCAAAUAUUUUAGAACUAGGAUCAGGCCCAGGUCUUUGUGGAUUGAUAUCUCAGCAUUAUGCAUCUCAGGUAGUGUUUUCUGAUUACUAAGAUUUAGUAAUGGACUUGAUUAAGACAAAUAUCAGAGAUAGUGAACCAUCAAAUAAGGAAUGCCAAAAGUUAGCAGUGAAAUUGGAUUGGUGUAAAUCCAGUGAAGACAGUUAUUUCGAUGAAUGUGAGGUCUACGAUGGGAGUGGCGAGACCAAGAUGAAGCUAAGUAAUACUCAGUUCUAGUUCGUGAUUGGUUCAGAUAUUGUAUACUGGAAUAACUCAAUCAAACCCCUAAUGAAUGUUCUUGAUUUUAAAGAGUACAAUUUUGUUGUCGAAGAGAUAGGAUAGGAGCUGUCAAAGCCAAUUGAAAUCAAUUCAUUUAUCUACAAAGUAACAAGGAUUGCAUAAACAUCUACAGAUUAGGAAUAGUUGUAGUAAUGA
Molecule: messenger RNA, 705 nt
Organism: Stylonychia lemnae
Lineage: Eukaryota; Ciliophora; Spirotrichea; Sporadotrichida; Oxytrichidae
Source: the annotation of a GenBank genome assembly